AUAGUCUUGUUUCCUUUUUAGUGUGAAGGAGAAUGUCUUUAUUUAAAGCCCGAGAUUGGUGGUCAACAACUCUUGGAGAAAAAGAAGAAUUUGAUCAAGGGUGUCUGUGUGUAGCUGAUAUUGACAACAGUGGCAGUGGGCAAGAUAAAAUAACUGUUGGUAGCUAUAUGGGAUAUCUUCGAAUCUUUAAUCCUCACCCUGUUAAACCUGGAGAUGGAAUGAAAGCUGAAGAUUUGCUCCUGGAAGUGCAACUGCGAGAUCCAAUACUCCAGGUGGAAGUAGGGAAAUUUGUUUCUGGUACUGAACUACUUCAUCUGGCUGUACUGCACUGCAGAAAACUGUGUGUGUAUGCUGUCUCAGGAACUUUGGGAAAUGUGGAACAUGGGAACCAGUAUCAGAUCAGACUAAUGUAUGAACACAAUCUUCAACGAACAGCCUGCAACAUGACUUAUGGACCAUUUGGUGGUGUGAAAGGUCGAGAUUUGAUAUGCAUACAGUCCAUGGAUGGCAUGCUUAUGCUGUUUGAACAGGAAAGCUAUGCUUUUGGCCGAUUUCUACCUGGUUUUCUUCUGCCCGGUCCUUUAACUUACAGCUCUCGAACAGAUUCUUUCAUUACAGUCUCUUCCUGUCAACAAGUUGAGAGUUACAAGUACCAAGUGCUGGCAUUUGCAACAGAUGCUGAUGAAAGAAAUGAGACAGAGCAGCAAAAACUAAGCUCUGGAAAGAGGCUUGUUAUGGAUUGGGUUUUAAACAUUGGAGAACAAGCAUUGGAUGUAUGCGUGGUGUCCUUUAAUCAGACCUCCUCAGUUUUUGUGCUUGGUGAGAGAAAUUUCUUUUGCCUUAAGGAUAACGGUCAAAUUCGAUUCAUGAAAAAACUUGAUUGCAGUCCAAGUUGCUUCCUUCCUUAUUGUUCAGUGUCUGAAGGAACAAUAAACACUCUGGUUGGAAACCAUAAUAACAUGUUGCAUGUUUAUCAGGAUGUGACAUUGAAGUGGGCCACUCAGCUUCCCCAUAUUCCUGUAGCAGUUAAAGUGGGCAAUUUACAAGAUUUGAAGGGUGUUAUAGUUACGCUGAGUGACAGUGGGCACUUACAGUGUUCCUACCUUGGUACCGAUCCUUCUCUGUUCCAGGCUCCCAAGGUUGAAUCUAGGGAAAUAAAUUAUGAAGAACUUGACCAAGAAAUGAAAGAGCUUCAGAAAAUCAUUAAGGAGUCCACAAAAACACAAGACAUUUUGCCCAAAUCUGAAAAAGAUUGUGAUGAUUUGAGAAUCACAGCCGAAGUUUCAUCUGACUUAGAUGCAAUUUCCCAAGCCAUUGACAGUGAGGUGAGAGCAGAGGCAGUUCCUUCAGUCACAGUAAAGAUCACACUACAGAGCAGAUUGGCUGUGCAGAAAACAAAAUUAUCUAUAUGUGUACAACCUCCUUUAGCAUUGACCCGUGAUCAGUUCAUCUUUGAUUUAGAGUCAUGCGGCUCAAAAGCUGUGGCCCUUUCUGUCUUUCUAAAGGGGAAUUAUCCACCAGCGGAGCUGGAAGGAAAUGUUGUGGCUUCCUAUAGCACACCUACAGAUCUCAAUCCUGAAGGAAUACCAAGAGUUGCUCAGUGCAAAUUUAGACUGCCCUUGCGGUUAAUUUGCUUUCCAGCUCAACCUUCAAAAACAGCAAAUCACAAACUAACUAUUGAUACCAAUAAGCCUCCUGUCAGUCUUGUGAAUCUUUUCCCAGACUUUGCUGAUCAGUCUGAUGAAGAUCAGGUAAAUGUUCUGGGAUUCCAGCUCUUAACUGGUUCUAGAAUCACUCUUCUUGCUUCAAAAACCUCACAGCGCUAUAGAAUCCAGAGUGAACAAUUAGAAGAUCUUUGGCUAAUCACGAAAGAGCUCAUAUUUCGUCUUGAAGAACAUUUCAAGAAGCAAAAUAGUAAAGACUUCACAUGUAUCUUUUCUGGUUCAGUUCCUUUACAAGAAUAUUUUGAACUAAUUGAUCACCAUUUUGAGCUUCGUAUGAAUGCUGAAAAAUAUGAAGAACUUUUGUCUGAAAGAGCCAUACAAUUUAGAGCUAUUGAACGACGAUUACUAAUUCGAUUCAAAGACAAAACCCCUGCUCCGCUCCAACACCUGGACACCUUGCUAGAAGGAACUUACAGACAGAUAAUAGCUCUAGCAGAUGCAGCAGAGGAAAACCAAGCCAAUAUGUUCCAGGCAUUCACAAAGUUGAAAAGUGCCACCCAGUUGGUGAUUAUGCUGAUUAGUUUGUGGCAGAAACUCAGUACUGACCAAGUUGCUAUUCUGGAAGCUACCUUUUUGCCAUUAAUGCAAGAUACCCAAGAGCUGGGUUGGGAAGAAAGUGUGGAUGCUGCCAUCUCUCACUUGCUAAGAACAUGUCUAUCCAAGAGUUCUAAAGAACAGGCCCUGACUCUCAGCAGUCAGUUGAGUAUACCCAAAGAUACUAGCAGGCUGAAGAAACACAUCACCUUGCUCUGCGAUAGAUUGGCCAAAGGUGGUCGCCUUUGUUUAACUGUAGACACAAAUAUUCAGCAAACUAUGGUCAUGCCAGGUGUCUGUACUCCCAUCCCAGAAUCUGACCUGGAGGAAAGGACAGCUAUACAGGGUUCCACAACAAUGUUUACCAACCACAGGCACCUCAUAAAGCAGAAAUCCAAAACUGUUGGAGAACUAAAUGGAUUUGUAGAAACUGGAAUUACUCUGUUUAAACAAGUGCAGAUGUUGCAAAUGCAAGAGAAGGAAAGAUUUGCCCCAGGGUGCACUAGAGGAAACAGAAAAGCCAUGAAAAUCUGAAGAGGAUCCUCCGGAGGAUUUUUCUAUCCGAUGUCAAAUGCAUUUACAAUACAGCUGUACCAAUCCAUGUUACUCUGCUCUAAAUGAAAUCUUCAGAAGGAGACAGUCCCACUAAUUGUACAAAAAAGUUUAUUAGCAUAAAAUUGAUUAAAUCUCCUUGCCAACUGUAGUCUUAGUAUCCAUUCUCUGGAUAAAGCCUAACCAAUUAUCAAAUGGCUGUAGCAAAUGUUAAUCUGCAAUAAUUAGCCUGUCAUAAAGAUCUUGUUGACUGAUCAAAAACUAUUACACACAGUUAAAAGCAACUUUUGUUUCAUGGUUUUAUCUAAUUAUUUUUAGAUAUUCAUUGCCAUUCUCAUAAUGGUACAGUCUGAACAAAAAAUAGCCAUCUCCUUCCCUCCUUUGCUAACCAAUCAGAAUUUCCACACAGCUGAAUUCACAACCAGAAAAAAAGCAUGUAAUCCAACCAGGCUUCUCUGUCCCUCUUGUCCCUGAUUUAUACUUCUGCUCUCAGAAGAUACAGUGUAAAAUAUGGUUAUGUCAAGUGCAAAAUAUCUCCUUCACUUUUCCUAGUAAAUAAGUCAAGCGAAUAAAGAUUCUUACAUUGUCAUUACCUCAAGCACUUUGACACAUGUAUCUUAUUGUGUUUUUUACUGACACAUUAAAUAUGAUGGUACCUUUUGUUAUUAUUAGGAAUCAGUCUAUUCUGGUUUGAGCCAAGAUUUUCAGAUGUAACCAGUCAUUACGAGUGCCUUAAUUUUUCUGAACCCAAUCUGAAACAGUUCAAAGGGGGUCUGAUUUUCACAAGGGUUGAGCUCUUUGAAAACCAGGUCCUGUUAAAGUAUCUACAAAUGGGAAAUCCUAAAAUAGAGGCACCCAAAAUUACCUUUGAAAAUCUUGGCUUUGUUUUUUCCGCACCCCUGGCUGACAUAAGAUUCACUGACAAAAGCACCGGUGUGGACAGCACUGUGUCAGUGGGAGUGCAUCUCCUACUGAUAUAGCUACCACCUCUCAUUACGAGUGGUUUAAUAGUGACGGCCAGUGGUACAGUCCCCCUUCCCUGCUUUUUUGGUUUACACAGGGUGGGGGGUUGCCGGAAAAAAACACGUCUUGGCUACUUUCACUUUUGAAAGCGAGCUCGGAAGAAGAUAUGCAAAUUCUGGGGGCAUUUGCAUAUCCUCUUUUGAUGCUUUAGUGUAGCCUUGAUGAGCCCUCACUGUUCUGACUUCUCAUCCACAGAAGAGAUUCUUCCAGCUCAGCUGUGAAACCUGUUGGAUGGGAGAGGGACAAAAGCAAGUUUAUAUUACUAGUAUAUGUGCUGUUUCUAGUCUGUAGUUAAAGAAGGAAGUUUAUUUUCAAGGACUUCAGUCCAGUAACUUUCUGAAGAACUAAAUCCAUUUUCAACCCCUUUCUCCUCUCUCACCUUCCAAAUAUAGUUUCCUUCUUCCUAUACCAACUGUGCAUUUCCAAUUAGUCUCCAAUGCAGUCCCAUGGUGCUGCUCUAUCAGGAUAUCAACAAUAUUUAUAUUACUGCAGUUAUACAGCGUUGUCUUUUGCAGCAGUUUUUUUUAAAGCGAGCCAAGCAGCUAGGGAGCAGGUGGUCUGAGAACUGGAGUGAAGCUGUAGGGCUUCCAUCCAGAUGGCUUUAUACCCUGGAAGAUCUCAGGGAGCUGCUGUUCAUGGAGGCCAGAAACCUCCCUUGAGGAAAAUCUCCACUUCUCUGGGAUGGAAAGAUUUCCCCUCCUAAAGUGUUCUUCCCUCUCUCUCUCUCCCACGUUUUCCCCAGGAAAGCACUGUCUGACCCGUUGUAAGGAGACUCCACUGCUCUGCUAAAAUUGCACAAUAAAAUAAUCUCCUGUAGUGUCCACACAUACACCUCAGUGACCAAAGAAAAUCCAUGGGGAACUAAUCAAUUACAUUAGCUAUUGGGCUUAAACUUUAACCACAAAUGUCAAAUCUUUUUUAUGGUUUCAGUGGGUGCUAGGUAACCUAGAAAAUUCAACUGCAAUUACUAUUAAAAAUCCUUUCAUGGUACCAUAGAAGUACCAUUACACUGUAGAAUCCUGAACCAAAGAAUCCUGUACUAUUAAAUACACAUAUAUUAUAUGUGGGGAAAAAAAACAUAGGGAUUUAGUGUGAUAUAUUACACUGUAAUAAUUGUCAUUCUUAGGUUUGAUUCAGUCAUCCAAAACUGUCAUUGACUUCAUUGGGAGAUUUGGGUAAGCAAUGAGUAGAGGUUCAUGUCCUUUGUGUUAAGUGCUUCUACUUAUAUUACAUUUAUUUGACAUCAGUGAAACAUGUUUAUGUUUGUGUUGUUCCUGUUCGCCUAUUUUACUCCAUGGUCUACAGAAGGGGGAAAACAUACUAGUUUAAAAAAAAAGAAAAAAAGAAAAUUAUGCAUAGUGGUAUUUUAUGGUCUCUUUACAACAUGAUGAAUUAUGCCAUUGAAUAGUAUCAUCAGGAUUUAAAGCAGAAAUAUUUGCAAUGAGUACAAAAACCAUUUGUUUUUCCCAUGGCCAAAUAAGCCAGAGGAAAUAAGUCGCUGCAAUUUAGUGGCUUAUACAACAGUGCAACAGGAAACAGUAUGAAGAAGCUUUCAUGUGAUUAUUCUUAAUAUGAUUCUUUUCCACUUAAAUCUGGUAUUUGUGGUUGGAAAAAAAAUUAAGGCGAAAUUACAAGAUUUUUUUUAAAGUUAUCUAAGCCAAAAAUAUGAAGGAAGCACUGCUAAUUUCAGGGAACCAAAGUUCAGUUCUCAACAUCAAUGUUGCUGAGACAAAAAAAGAUAUUACUGGCCAAGUCAUUGUACAAUGUAUAAAACUUUGUACCAAUACUCUGUCAGGUCUCAUGCUGAUAAGUAGACCACAUUAUUUCAAAUUGAGGUUGAGAUGUAAAUACAAUUUUCUUAUUUAGAAUGCUAGUUAUUUAUAUGAUAAGAAGGAAUACUCCUAUAAAAACUCUUAUUUUCACUCAACCAAACUUUAAUAUACAGAGUGUCUAUGCUUCAUCAAGUUAUUUGAAAAUAAUAUUAUAUUUUUAUGUGGUUAUUGGAACAAAAUAAAGUUUAAGCAAUCAUUUUGUUAAAAUUAGUUUUAAACAUAUCUAAAUGUAGAAAUAGUGAGUGCAUUCUGACAGUUUAAUAUCAUCUUAUCAGUGGUACCAACUAUUUUUUUAUUCAAAACUAAAUUUGUUUUCUAAAAUAAAUCAUAAUAUGAAAGUACAUUUUAUUUUCUUUGAACUGUUGUGUGUUUUGUAAAAUUUAUAUGUUGAACAAUAUUUGACUGAGGGUUUUUUUUUUAAUUUUGACCUUACAUUUUAGAACAAAACACUUUUGGGGCUUGAAUACAAUCUUGAAUUCAACCCAGCACACUUUUGUGGUUUACCUAUUCCCAAACUGAUUCUUCUGUCCAUUUAGUGUUCACCUAAGAUAAAGAAGAACAACAUUUCUAUAGUUUAAUUAACUUGAUUUCACUUUAAUAAUAGUAUGUUUUUUCUUCUCUUCAACAUUUAUUGUAGAAACUGUAUUAGAGGUAUGUCUGAAUGUAGUUAUACUUGUUCUUGUUAUACAUAUUAAAAGUAAUUUACUGCCAUGAACUUAGGUAUGCUGAGCAGAGAUUGUAAUUUCCAUGCAAAAUCUUUCUGUAGAAAAAAAUUACAGUCUAUGCAUCCUGCUUAAUAAAUAUCUUUCCUUA
Molecule: messenger RNA, 6478 nt
Organism: Pelodiscus sinensis (Chinese soft-shelled turtle)
Lineage: Eukaryota; Metazoa; Chordata; Testudines; Trionychidae
Source: RefSeq, a predicted model, not a curated record